AAACACGAUUCGACAAGCGAAAAGGAAAUUAAAGUGGGGAUGCCAGGAGAAACGACAUCGUAAAACGCCACCAUCGGCAUUACUGGUCGCGCCACUGUAGAUCUCUCACUGGAAGAGCGCCGAUACAUCAUAUACGAGAGCACAACUCAAAGUACCCUCCUCUCCAAAAAAAAAAGAAAAAGCAAGAGCUAGAGCUAGCAAAGCAAAACUAAUAAAGAGGAAAAAGGCAGUUUUUUCUCCCAAAAAGAAAAACAAAGAAAAAAGAAGAAGGAGAAGAAGAAGAAAUGUCAGUGCAAGAAUAUUUGGAUAAGCACGCGCUCUCCCGGAAAAUAGAAGACGCCGUCAAUGCCGCCGUUAGGGCCAAAACUCCCGAUCCAGUCCUCUUCAUCUCGAAUCAUAUGAAGAAAUCGGUGCCUUCGAUGAUUACGAAAGUGAAAGCGCGACAAAUUCUCGAUAGCAGAGGUAUUCCAACGGUUGAAGUUGAUUUAUACACCAAUAAAGGCAUGUUUCGUGCUUCUGCACCCAGUGGAGCUUCCUCCGGAAUGUAUGAGGCUAUUGAAUUACGUGAUGGAGAUAAGGGAACGUAUCUUGGAAAUGGUGUGAGCAGGGCUGUUAGAAAUGUCAAUGAGAAAAUAUCUGAAGCUUUGAUUGGUAUGGAUCCUACUCUUCAGUCUCAAAUUGAUCAAGCCAUGAUAGACUUGGACAGGACGGAGAAGAAGGAAAGUCAAUUAGUUUUCACAAGGCCUCUGCUCCAUUUCAGUAAUUUAUUCCUACCUCUAAGAGAAAGUGCUUUUUGGGAAUUCUUUUUUCAAGGUGAGCUUGGAGCAAAUGCAAUUUUAGCAGUAUCCAUGGCUGCUUGCAAAGCUGGUGCAGCCGAAAAGGAGGUUCCACUGUACAAACACAUUGCAGUUCUUUCGGGCGAUACAAAUCUUAGUCUUCCUAUUCCUGCUUUCACUCUUCUAAGUGGUGGAAAAUAUGCUGGAAAUUUUUUGCCUGUUAAGCAAAUUAUGAUUCUUCCAAUUGGAGCUAGACAGUUUGAGGAGGCACUGCAAAUGGGCUCUGAGACUUAUCAUCAUCUAAAGGCCGUUAUUAGUAAAAAAUAUGGCACUGAUGGAUGUAGUGUUGGUGAAGAUGGUGGUUUUGCUCCAAGCAUCACAAGCAUUCGAGAAGGUUUGGAUCUUGUUAAGGAGGCAAUAGGCAGAACUGGGUACAGUGAAAAGUUAAAGAUAGCAAUUGAUGUUGAUGCCACCGAGUUCUGCAUAGGUACAAAGUAUGAUUUAGAUUUCAAAUCCCCCAACAAAUCAGGUCAAAAUUUCAAGUCAGGAGAGGAUAUGAUUAAUAUAUACAAGGAACUUUGUGCAGAUUACCCUAUUGUUUCAAUUGAAGAUCCAUUUGACAAGGAGGAUUGGGAGCACGCCAAGCAUUUUUCAAAUCUUGGAAUAUGCCAGGUUGUGGGAGAUGACUUGUUGAUGUCAAACACUAAAAGAAUUGAAAGAGCUGUGCAGGAAUCUGCUUGUAAUGCUCUUCUUCUCAAGGUUAAUCAGAUUGGGACGGUGACUGAGGCAAUUGAAAUCGUGAAAUUGGCCAAGGAUGCCCACUGGGGAGUUGUGAUAUCUCAAAGAAGCGGGGAAACUGAAGAUGCAUUCAUUGCUGAUUUAUGUGUUGGCCUUGCUGUAAGUCAGAUAAAAGCAGGUGCCCCUUGCCGAGGAGAAAGACUAGCAAAAUACAACCAGUUGCUUAGAAUUGAGGAAGAUCUUGGAGACCAAGCAGUUUACGUGGGUGAUGAUUGGAGAUUGUCCUAACCUCCUCAGUGGACCACCUGUUCCUCAUGUUUUGCCCAAUUACUUCGUACUGAAGUUUGCCUGAUAUAGAUACUAGCGUUCUUGAUCAAAGAGCUCGGUUGAUGUUUCGUGUUAGUUUUGGUCACAAUGGCUGGUUCCCCCCAACCCCCUUUUCCCCUCUUCCAUUUUGGCUGCGACCUUGUGAUACUAUAGCAGGCAUCUGUGUAUCAAACACACCCCUGAAAAAGGGGGCAAAAAUGAAAGAAAAAGAGAUAUAAGGAGUAUGUGAUUGGACUUUUCCAGGAAUUUGAGGCUGUGUACAUUUUACAAGAAUAUGUAAGUUCAUGUUUUUGAUGAAAUAUUAACAGCUAAAUUCAGAA
This is a messenger RNA of Coffea eugenioides, 2161 nucleotides long. RefSeq names its product cytosolic enolase 3. The record is from RefSeq and is a predicted model, not a curated record. NCBI's taxonomy places the organism in Eukaryota, Viridiplantae, Streptophyta, Magnoliopsida, Gentianales, Rubiaceae. Gene Ontology annotation, cellular component: phosphopyruvate hydratase complex. Bases 285 to 1802 code for a protein of 505 amino acids. Gene Ontology annotation, molecular function: magnesium ion binding; phosphopyruvate hydratase activity. Gene Ontology annotation, biological process: glycolytic process. The transcript is spliced from 14 exons.